Phycomyces blakesleeanus NRRL 1555(-) is the source of this 2802-nucleotide messenger RNA. RefSeq lists its product as hypothetical. The record is from RefSeq and is a predicted model, not a curated record. The transcript is spliced from 7 exons. The coding region runs from base 1 to 2802 and encodes 933 amino acids. Gene Ontology annotation, molecular function: protein binding. Lineage: Eukaryota; Fungi; Mucoromycota; Mucoromycetes; Mucorales; Phycomycetaceae.
AUGGCUUCUGUUCAUCUAAUGAACAAACGUCACAUAGUCGUCCGUGCUUUAUUAUUCUUUUUCCUUUUCUUGUUUACACCUGUGGAGUCAAGCUACCUUAUACCAUCAAAGUACAUUAAACUAGUAAACAACAGAUAUGCAACUGCCAGUUUUGUGCGUAACAAUGCUUUGUACACCUAUGGAGGAGAGUCAUCGCUAUUCAACACCUCUAGUUUCUUUACUUCCAUGUCACUAUCCCCAAAAGACAAAAGCUUGAUAAUCGAAACCGUACCACAGUCUAAGCCAGGUCCAUCCUGUAGCUACUCUGCCGCCGUUCUCUUGGAUGACAACCAGACUGUAAUUUUGUUUGUCGGACAGGCUUUUAACUUAUCUGCAAACAGUAGCAUGCCAAUCUAUACCUACAGCUUCUUGGACCCAAAUCCGAUGUGGAAAGAAAUCAAGCCGGUCGGUAAUGCAUUGUGGCCUGAUAUACGGAUUGGUUUUAGUGCCACUCUGGCCCCCAAUGGAAAGAUCUAUGUGUUUGGCGGUGUACGCAUAGACACAAUCUCACCAGCAAUGCCGUUCUUUUCCUUUGAUCCCAGGACACACCAAAUAGAAAUACCUAGCUCCCCUGGAGACGUGCAAUUAUAUGGUCACACAGGAACAAUGCUUCCGUCUGGGGAGCUUGUGCUUUCUAUUGGAUAUCGUAGGACUACUUCUACAGUCGAAGGAUACUUUCUAGGAAACCAAUUUGUUAUUGUCUAUAACACCAACAACGACACAUGGGCAAAGAUCAGGCUUACCUCAGAGACUGAUGAAUUACGGAUGGAGGGAAAUUCUGUACUUGGUCCUGAUCAAAAGACAAUAUUUACAUUUGGAGGUUCUGGAUAUUCCGGUUCACCAAACAUGACAAUUUUCAAUACCAUUGUUUUAUUGGACACAUCCACUUGGACAACCUCAUUGGCAUCUACUAGAGGAGCACUUCCUGUUCCACGUUCCUUGUGUUCUUUAGGAUUUAUAGCUGAUGAUCUUUUAAUGAUCUCAUAUGAUCAUUUAUAUAUCUUUACUCAAAAUCAUCUCGUACCUUCUUUUUUUUUAGGAAUUGUAUUUGGAAUUACUAGUGAUAUUGUUAAUGUCCUUCAAAUCGAAACAAAAAAGACUAAGGAUUAUCUAUGGCUGAUAGAUUCAUCAGACAUCAUCAAUUAUAUACACCCAGAUGACCAAGACCGCUUUGGAUUGAGUGGUCGUGCUAUUGCAGGAAUUGUAGUUGGUGUCUUGGCAUUUGUCAUUAUUGUUACUCUUUUGUUCAAAAGACCUAGGAAAUUUGUGUCUACUGUUCUGUUAAUUUCUACUAGGCGUACUUUAUGGAACAAAAGAUUAGGUGAACCUAUUUGGACUGAAUUGUGUAGACUUGGAUGCCGAGUCAUUCUACUUUUAAUUUUUGCACUAUUCAUGGUUUAUUUGAUCUGGCAAGUUAUGACAAGCGGGAUAUCAACCAUCGAGAUCCAUGAAUAUUCUUCUAUUGUUCAAUCCCCUGAUAUACGGAUAUGUCUUGAUGGAUGGGAUGGAAGUGACACAUUUGAUAUUUAUAAUAUUCGUUACAGUUGUAUAACUGACAGUGGCUAUAUAUGUGAUGAGUAUGUAACGCUCCUAGAUAUGGAGAUCCAUCAGCCUCGCUUCUCGUACGAGGGAUCAGCCAAGGUGUGCAUCUUGUUCUCUCCACCAGAAGAAUUUGGACUUUCCCCUACCCGUGAUGGAGACAGCAAAGGAACGAGAUUUGCGAUAUCCUUGGUUACCCAGAUAAAUUUCACAAGCGGGUUCUAUGCUACGGUCUAUCCACCCAAGAUGAAUCCCAACAAUGUUCUCUAUAACAUCACUACCACUAAUAAUCAAACCCAACUCUUGACCGAAGAUGCGAUAAAUGAAUGGAUAAUCAAUGAUUCUGGAACCGUGCGGGACUCGAACACUUAUUUUAUACCUGCUGGUGUGUCGAGUACGGUCGAGUACCAGAUUCAGGAUCAUCAGUAUCUGCAGCCCGCCGGAUGGAACAAUGUCGGCUUUUUGCCCCUUUUGAACCACACUCCUGAGGUUGUGAUUAAGUAUGGCGAAGGCAAUUCAGAUAGAUUGCUGGACAUCGCGGGGUACACGGUCUUGGCAACCCUGGAGGUCUUUCCGAGCCAGUUUGCUAAAGUGGUCCUGGAAGAAAAAAGAAUCUAUACACUUCUGGACGCACUCGGUACACUUGGUGGUUUCUUCAGUCUUGGCGCAGCGGCUCAAAUCUGGCUGUUUGGGUUCCGCCCUAGCUCUCCGUGGGGUAUAGUCCAUCGCUGGUCUGUAGGCUCCAUGAGGCGGUCUAUCAAACGGAAUUUGCGGACACAGUUUGAUUCGCUAAAUACCAGUGUUCCGUUGGCCACUCCUGUCAUUCCUCGGUUCACUGCUUUUAGUCUAGGAAAGGAUGUAAAUGAGGAUGAAUAUGAAUAUGAAUAUAAAUAUCAAGAGAAGGAAGAGGAGCUUCGGGCAUCAAAAGAAGCUCAGGUACCCUUUAUCGAAAAUUCAGGUGCAAGUGAUGGCGGAAACCAAAAUUACCGUAUGGAACAUAUGGAAAGAAGAGUCCAACUUUUGGAAAAAUUAUUUAAAUCGUACUAUGUUGACGAUGAAAUCUUUACGGAACUUGAUCUUGCUAUCAAGCAAGACAACCUCGAAAAAUAUCCAAAGACAGCCGGCGGUGACAGCGGUAACAAAAAUGGCACUGGUGGUGGUAAUGGUAGUGGUAGUGGUAAUGAACAUCUUAAUGAAACGUUCAAAGGCGGCUAUGAAAACUAA